AUGAGCCUCUCUGCUGACGUUCGACAUCACCUCGGGACGAUUGAGGAGACCUCUCCCAAUGGCUCGUCUCCCGCGGAACCGUCUUAUCCAACUACAUACUUCUCGAAGGAUGCAGGCUCAGGCUCAGACGAGGAUGAGGAGGCAUUCGUGUACCCUGGAGCAGAGCCUGAAGCUGUAGAAGAACAGCCGCCUUCACAAUCCUCACCCAUCCCGUCACCACUUGCUUCCAAUCCUACUCCUUCGACAGCGGUAUCUUCCUUACACGCAGAUUCAUCGCCGGCUCCAAGUGCUCCGUCUGCUCCACUGGCUGCUCAGCCAUCUCCUGCUCAGCUCGAAGCCCUUUACGCAGCAGCGUCUUCCGGUGAUCUGCAGCUUCUGCAGAGCAUAUUCCGCAACGCCUCCGAAUCUGAUAACGUUGCCGCGUUUUCUUUGGCUAAUGACGCGUCAUCUCGUACGGGCUUGACCGUGCUGCAUGCUGCUGCAAGCAGAGGUUAUAUUGCGAUGGUGAAAUGGCUGAUCGAGAGCUGUGGUGCUAUCCCUGAUCUCGAGGACAAAGAAGGAGAGACCGCAAUUCACAAAGCUGCCCUUCACGGGCACUUGGAGGUCGUCAAAUACCUAGUUUCUCUAGACACCGAUGUGCAGGCUCAAGAUGCUGAUGGGUGGACAGCUCUGCAUAACGCGUGCUCGAAAGGUUAUUUGGACAUUGUUCGAUACCUAUUCCAGAAGGGUGGUUCUGCCGAGGAGGUGAAUGGAGUACAUGGAGUUGAUAUUCGUAGCAAAGGCGGGUGGACGCCUCUCAUGAACGCCGCAUCUAAAGGACACUUACCUGUCGUGUUGUAUUUACUGACCAAACAGUCUGCUGACCCCUUGAUCAGAAAUAACUGGGGCGAAACGGCAUACGAUGCUGCAGCGGCUGUUUUUGAAGUCUGGAUUUGCCAGGUGCUCGCCAAAUUCGAAGCCGAGAAGUGGCGAGGCACCACUGUUACUUACGAUCCAUUGGCCGUACACACCACAGUACCCUUGAUACUCUACGAGAAUCAGCGAUUGGAUACUCGCUUGAAGACGUUAGCGAUUUCUGGGGGACGGCCAAAGUUCUCUGCUUCGGGAUUGGGGAAGCGCGGACGUCGGCCGCCCUUUGAGCUUCUGCUGCCUAAACCCGACGAGGACACGGGGAAGCGACUUUUUGGUGCAUGGCGGAGUGAUGUGCAGCUACCUCUACGAGAGCAACCCUUGACACUUCCAAAACCAGGCGCAAAGGAACCGGCAGCCCGAGAGGGUGCAGAACGCAGUCACUUCUGGUUGUCUGAUUGGACGCUAGAUGUGACUCCUCCUGGAGUUGAUGCAGAAACAGGAUGGCAGUACGCCCACUCUUUCGACGAUCCCGACGACCAGUGGAUAGCUGAACCUCCUGCUCAGCUCGAGCGCUUGCUCACUGGUGGGAGUGCCGUCACUGCUGGUUUUGGCGCCUCCGGGUCUGGCAAUGGUUUCAGCUCUCGUUCGUCUUCGCUUCAUUCUCAAUCGUGGGUGAGGAGGCGACGGUGGGUGCGUGUGAUGCGCAGACGACUCGAUAUCCCACCUCUCCCAUUCGCGGCACCCGAUGGCAAUCUCUACCAUUGGCUCAAUGAUGGUAGUAUGGUUCCAUAUGAGGAAAUUCUUAGCGACUUUGGGGAUGUGGACGGUCAAGAACUCGGUGCUAUGCCAAGUAAUCCCUUGACAACUGCCCAGGACUAUGUUGCUCGUGCACGCUAUCUUGCCGGAGCGCAGAAUGAUGACGCGGACUCUACUGCUGGAGUGAGCUCGGCUAUGGAAGCUCGGCGAACAAUAGCCAAGUUGGAGCGUGCAACGAUGGAGCUCAGACAAGGAAUACUAGGAGAUGAUGAUGUGACUAGGAAGACACAGGCCGAGGUGCUUCUCAACACAUAUAGCCGCGAGCUAGAGCGGCGCAGACUCGUUGCUGGCUCUCAAGGAUUACUUCUCUCCCGUCAAGACGGCGAUUUUAUUGACGACGACGAUGACGAUGACGAUGAAGAAGAAUUUCACUAUCCUGGCUCCUCGCCCCCCGAAAAUAUGCAUGCUGCCUCAAUACGAUCUUACUCCACUGAUUAUUUUAGUCGAACCAACUCUAGAACCCCUACGGAUCUGACCCCCCACCUUUCUCAGGCCCCGGAAUUUCGAGUGCCUACACAUGAAGCCCCUCAAAAAGUCCUAACACCUCAAUAUACCCCUCCUACGCCGCAUGAAGUGCAUGCUCGGUGGGAAAGAGAUGAACGUGUUUCCGAAUGCCGUCAAUGCCAGCGUCGUUUUACUUUUCUUCUAAGAAGACACUGUCGUCGUUGCGGACGGAUUUUCUGCGACCGCUGUUCUUCCUAUAAGGUCCUCCUUGACCCUCAGGACAUAAUUCAGGAUCCCACUUUUCCUGAUACGAUGGCUUCAGCGUCCUCUCAGAGAGUUUGUCAGUCAUGUUAUGAAGAGGUCACUGUCAGCGUCCCGAGUAGGUUCCGGGAGACAAGAUUGUCUUCGAUGGAGCGAAUCUUCAUCGAUCAAGGUAGAUUGUCGGUACCGGGUGCCACCAGGGAGGCUAGCUCGCAAUUGAGUGAUCUCGCCGACUGUCCUGUGUGCAGCCAAAAUCUUGCGGAACUCGGUCCUGCUUCUGCUCAAGAGACCCACGUCAAGAAUUGUUUGGACGGAGGUUCUGGGAAAUCCCCACAGACGUCCAAAUAUCUGGUAUAUAAGCUGCCCGGUGAAAGUGCUUUGAUCGGAACUGAAUGUGUCAUUUGUUUGGAGGAAUUUAUGGAAGGCUCUACGGUUGCACGGUUGAGCUGUCUAUGCAGCUUCCACAAUGCUUGCUUGUCAAGUUGGUUGCAACGUGGCAGAAGCUGCCCCGUGCACGCUCGGGACCCAUAA
This is a messenger RNA of Heterobasidion irregulare TC 32-1, 2904 nucleotides long. RefSeq lists its product as uncharacterized. Gene Ontology annotation, molecular function: metal ion binding; protein binding. The record is from RefSeq and is a predicted model, not a curated record. The transcript has 15 exons. Bases 1 to 2904 code for a protein of 967 amino acids. Lineage: Eukaryota; Fungi; Basidiomycota; Agaricomycetes; Russulales; Bondarzewiaceae.